AAGAGAGAGGAACUAUUAAACAAAGCACAAACGAUUUCCUGGGAAAGGGUACUUAACUACUUAGGGAGGAAGCUAAAACAAAUUCAAAGUCAAUAGUCUUCGCCUUCCUUUGUUCUUUUCCACUGUUCCCUCUGAUCCUCUAUGCCAUUAUCACUCCCUUUCCUUUUCUGCAUUUUUGUUUGACCAAGCUUUGACUUUUUGAUCACCAAGUGUUUGUUCUGUGUGCUCUUCCAAAGGAUCAAAGAAGAAACAAAGCAACAAUGGAUCAGGGGAAGAAAUCGGCUUCAUUGACCACUACACGUUUGUCACCACUUGCAAAACCCUUCACUCUCAACCGCUCCACCAACCACCAACCUGGUUCAGCUUCUUCAUCCGUGCUUCACUGUAACGAUGAUCCUUUUAGCUCUUUGCUUGAUUCUUUCAGGAAAAGCAACAUGGGUUCUAAAGUAGCAACUGUGCCUUCAAAAACAACAGCUUUACCUGUUGAAAUUUCCACUCAGGAGCAGGAAAAAUCACUUUUUGAGCAGUACCCUUCUCAGGAAUUUGGAAAAGAUGAUGACUUUGAUGGGAUUCGCUGGUCACACUUUAGAAUUCUGGAAGAGUUUCCAAUGCCUAGUUACUCAUCAAGCUUGACUGGUUUAGGAUAUGGUACUGGUAUCAGUGGUAAUGAAGUUGGUAGUUCAGUUGAUGAUGGGAUCAGGCUUCAAAAAGGUAAGCAUGCUCUUGAUGGGUCAAACACUUGUAUAGCAGUGUCUGAUGGUCUUCAUAAAAAAAGCAAUACAAUUGGGGAAAAAGAUAUUCUAUCAAAUUCAAAAAGCACCAUAGAUCAAGCUAGCUCUAAUCUUAAUUACCCUAAGUUAGCGCCACUCAAGUUAUCAACUGAUACAUACUCUGCUAAAAACAUUCUGCAAGAUCAAUCUUCCAAUAACUUAGAAGUUGACAGUGAAUCUGAGGUGGAUUCUCCUUGUUGGCAGGGAACAACCGCUUUUAGUGCAGCGCCAUUAGAAACUUCAGAGCCUAUACAGUCUCAUCAUGUUGAGAAAGGAACAGAAAAACAUAAUAGUUUAAAUCCUCUGGCUCCUCAGUUCUUUCCUGGUGUUGGAUACAUCAAAGAUGAUUUUCUGUCUUCCAAAUCUAGUGCAUGCCCUGUAGCUAAUAAUUUAGAUUAUAUGGAAACUGUGUUGGUGGAAUCCCCGUUGGAAUUAAAUAAGGGAACUGAGCUUCGGCAUUAUACUAACGUCAGUGGAAGAGAGAACACAUUUAAUGUCCUUAAUGAUCCAAAAAAUAAUUAUAUGAAUCCUGUUAAAAAUUCUCACUCUAUAAUGACUCAAUCUUCUUCCAUAGUAGAUUGCUCAACACUGAAAGGAAAACUUGUAACUGCUGUAGAUGUUGAUGGCUUUGUGAAUGGAACUAAUGGGGUUUUCCAUGGAAAUGGUCAUCCUCCAAUUCCAACUUCAUCCUCAUCUGGAGUUGAUUUUGAUACUGAUCUUCUUAAAACACUCAAGGGUCUUUUGAAGUUAUUUAUCGAGUCUCCCAGACCCGAUGUUCAUAUAAUGGUCAAUGCUAUGCAUGUUCUUUCAGAAUUGCUUGUCCAAACUUCUGUAGACCUAGCAAAUUCAUAUAGUGAACCUGAUCCUGAUACUGUUGUACAAAUAAUCAAUAAUCUGAACAUGCUUAGCACAAAAAGAUUUGAACAAGGGACCCAUGAUUUAACAUUGGCAGACAGUCCAUAUCAUCUUGACAGGUCAUCAAAAUAUUCUAAGGGUCUUGAAUUGACAAGUGUAGAGACCCUACCCACGCUGAAUCAACCUUAUGUGCAGAAUGAUCACCUGGGAAAGAAAAUCAGUGUUUCUAAAGUGUUUGCUGAGAGUGGACGGAUUUCUUUUGCAUCUAGCAAUCAUCAAGGCACUGAAAAUGAAUUUGCUGAGCUUCAGGUCAUUCGAAGAAGUCUUGGGAAGAGUUUGGAUUAUGAGAAACAAAUGCAUCCAGAGGCUAUGUUGUUUUGGAAUUUGUGGCUUGAUUCUGAAGCAGAACGGUGUUAUAGGAAAUUCAAAACGUUCCGUUGCCUUAUGGAAUCUGGCAUGGAUUUGAAUUCAGCGAACAUUGCGGAACUGUUGAGGUGAUACUGCUUUGUAGAUUUGAGAGGCACAGAACUGAGGCUGUAAUUAUAUUGGUGAAAUCAUAUAAAGAGGGAAAAAAACGGAAUCUAUAAUUUGGUAACAAAGUUGACAUGUUAUUAUAUGUCAAGAGUUGUAAGUUUUACAUGCCACUUAAUGCUCUGUGGCAUCACGGUAAUACUAAUAAAGUGUCUUGUUACAUUCAAACACUUGUAAUUUUUGUCAAUAAUAUGAUCUUUAUUUGUAUUUAGAUAUAAUCAGGACAAGAUGCUAUUUCAUGAUGGCUUUA
Messenger RNA from Arachis duranensis, 2406 nucleotides. RefSeq lists its product as uncharacterized. The transcript is spliced from 5 exons. NCBI's taxonomy places the organism in Eukaryota, Viridiplantae, Streptophyta, Magnoliopsida, Fabales, Fabaceae. The coding region runs from base 261 to 2123 and encodes 620 amino acids. The record is from RefSeq and is a predicted model, not a curated record.